Molecule: messenger RNA, 7137 nt
Organism: Acipenser ruthenus (sterlet)
Lineage: Eukaryota; Metazoa; Chordata; Actinopteri; Acipenseriformes; Acipenseridae
Product: vesicular, overexpressed in cancer, prosurvival protein 1-like
Exons: 5
Coding region: 453-962 (169 amino acids)
Cellular component (GO): cytoplasmic vesicle membrane
Source: RefSeq, a predicted model, not a curated record
GGGAGGAGGUGCCUGACUAACUGGAUUCAACUCAGACUUGCUCCCUGAACUGUCGUUACCUACCUCAGAUCUGACUGCUGUUUUCCAUUUUUGGAGAUUAUUUCGAGACAAGGGGCGUCGAUUUGUACACAACACAGCUUUCUUUCAUUGUGUUUAGGACCCAUGGUUUUAUAUCUUCAAAACAAGGGGAAAAAAUAUCUGAUCACCACCUUAAAAUGCUAUGUGCAUCCAAUAAUAACUGAAAGUAAACAUAACGUUGACGGGAAUCAAGGAAGAGUCUCACAGCAUCACCAGCGUGAAAGAUGACAUGCUCGUAUAGCUAAAGGAACCACUUAUUUUUUAAAUACUUUAUAGUGUAUUUUUUAUUUUACGAAAUGAAAGUGAGACUAUUUUAAGUUUUACAUUUCUUCUUUCUUUUUUGUAACCGGAGUUGUUAAUUUGAAGAGGAGAAAAUGAAGAUUCGCCAGUCUGGCUUGAUCUUCAUUAUUUUUAUAUUUCUAGAGGGCAUAGAAGCCAAGAAGUACUGCUGGUAUUUCGAGGGGGGAUAUCCUACAUAUUUUAUAUGCCGUUCCUUUGAGGACUGUUGUGGUACACGGUGCUGUGUAAGGGCCCUCUCCAUUGAGAGAUUAUGGUACUUCUGGUUGCUGCUCAUGAUGGGGGUGCUGUUCUGCUGUGGGGCUGGCUUCUUUAUUCGGAGGCGAAUAUACCCAUCUCAUCUAACAGAUGAGCCUUCUUUAAAUGUGUCCUUCACCAGACAGCCUGUGAACACCAUGUCGGGUUCCCAGCAGCCAGGCAUGCAGCACUAUGGUAACGUUGGAGGACCUGUGGUGAAUCCCAUUGCUCCGGCCUUCCAGGUGCAGCCCAGUUCUCCACAUCUCAAUGCGUCCUACCCACCCCCUCCAUCCUACUGCAACCAGCCGCCUCCUCCGUACGAGCAAGUGGUCAAAUCUUCAGCGAAAUAAGGAGCCAAUAACUUAUGUGCAGGCUUUUUUUUCUGAGGGACAAAGGUGGAUGCUUCUUCCUUCUUUUGUUUUCAAUGGUUAUAUUAUAUUUCAAAGAUGCAGCCUGUUUUCAUUCAGGGAGGGGAAAAUGAUCAAGUCAGUGUCUGAGAAGAAGAUUAAUGUAUGGAUUAAUGUGAGGCUGUUGAGCAUCCCUGGAGAAGUGGCAGAAUAACAUCACACAAGCAGGCCCAAUUUGCUGUUGUACUUCUCAUGUUUUCAAAAUUUGAACCUCCCUACUGCUAUGCAAGCUGCACUCUUUUGUUUUAAGGUUGACUGCAUUUUUGUAAUUGCAAGCUGCUAUUCACCCAUCUCAGUAGUAGCCCACUGGCAAAGAUGUGUCUAAUAUAAGACACUGGCUGAAUAAUGGGUAGGAACAUUACUGUAUCUAUUGGUAAUAAUAGAAAUAUUAAAAAAAAAAAAAAACCAAGGGGAGCUAGGAAAGAUGGCAUAAUAUGAGGCUGAUGCAGGGAGAACAGAUUUGUCACAGGAAAAAAAUGUAUAUAGAUAUACAUUGUUAUAGUGCUGCAGCUUUUAGUCAAAGUAUAUGAAUACUCAAGUAAACUUAAAAAAUAAAUCCUACACUUGUUUACCUGUACCACAGCGGGCAGCAAGACCAGGAAGCACUAGCUGGCUACUGUGUGAUUACUUUGUUUGAUUUUGUUAAAAUGAAAACAUCUUUCUUCUGCUUGCCUGCUGAAAAUUUCAGCAGCAGCUGGUAAGGCCAAACAAAAAUGAAAAAUAGUGCCAUCCUGAUAUAUAUGAUUUAUUUUUAUUUGCACUGUACACAAGGCUCCUGUUCAUGAAGUUAACUGAGUAUCACUUAACUGAGAACAUUUUUCUGUUAUAUUUGGGGAUAUGACUGCUGUAACACUAAAAUAUGUCCAGUGGUUAUAUUUUAAUCACAGUUUAAAGAGGACUGAGAAGGUUGAAUAAUAAUUAUUUUACAGCUUUAUUUAUUUUGCGUUUUAACACUAGAACUACCGGAGCGGUCUUUUUGACCAAUCACUUUUUAAAAAAUGCAUUUUUCUCCACUGAUUUGGCAGCUAGACGUUUGUGGUUCUUGACUUUUCCUAAAUACAGUGCUCACCCUUUAUAAUGCUAUAGUGGGGAGCCAUAGUUACAAGACGGUGCUAUUUGUGUUCUGCCUUAUAACGAGUCUAAAAGGGCUACUGUAAUGGCAUUAUGGAGCAAAAGGGAGCCACGACCCUACCGUGUUGUAACUGAUUCCGCACUACAACAAGGCGUGUUAUAACGGGUGAGCACUGUACAUGUAUUAAACAUCUCAAAGCAUCAGUAGACCCAGGGUUGCAGAAACGUAUGGGAAACGGUGGGUUUGGCUUAGUGCGUGUGAUCGAGCUGCUGAACUUGAAAUCUUCGUGUUUAUUUUAAAUAGCUACAGCAGGAUACUUUUUCAGACAAGUGAUUUAUUUAACAACUGCAGAAAUAUUUACUGUCUAGUGAAAUCGAAUAGACAAACUCAAUGUAGGACUGCACAGCAAGUCUUGCAGUACUUUCAGGAGUUAUUGCAAGAUGAAUCUGGACACGAAAAUGCGCCAGACCAAGAGACAGUGAUGAAACUUACUGUGAUCACAAUGAGGUUAGGGAUAGUGACAGUGAAAGUGAUAAGAAAGUUUCAGAAAUUUUGGGACAGAGACAGGCACAGCCACAGCUGCACACUCAAGUUAGAUUUUUGAUACCACCCGGGAGGCAGUAAUUACCUACGUUAGCUAGAGGUCGAUCGACAGACCGUGUAUCAACUUGUGGACGCAGAAGGGCUGCACUCUAACAGUCUACAAGGGCAAACCAAGAAAAACAUGUUCCCAGAGACUGUACAGUUUCCCAGAGACUGUACAGUUUUAUAAUUGCACGAAGUUUGGUGUUGAUAUAGUAGACCAGACACAUGACAGCUGUGCCGUGUGCAAUAAGACAGUGUCUGGCAAGCACGACACAUGUCUGUGUUGAUUGCACAAACUAGACUCCACAAGGUACUUUUUUUUACAUUCCACAUUUUGAACAGUUAUACGUUUCCAUAUUUUGAACAGUUGUACAUUCCAUCUUUUGAACAUUUGAACAAUGCACAUUUUUAAGUUUUACCUUUAUAUCUUUUGAACAGUUGAACAAUCCAUGUUUUGAAGAGUUGUAAGUUCUAUCCUUUGAGUCUGAACACUUUUUUUUUAAUGUAGUCCUGUUGUGCAUGAUUAUAUUACAAAAAAAAAUAGUUACAGAAUAAUAGUGGGGCACUGUAAUUCUCUACUGCUCCACAGUGUCGUAAGCACCCGCUGCAUCUCAAAAGUCAUCUCUAAGCUGCUAAAACCACCCCAUUUUAUAUAACAGCAUUUGGAUACAUGUGCAACAUUUUACACAAUGCAACCAAUCAUAACUCCCCUUGCAACACCACCCCCCCAAGUCUGGUGUCCAUCACAUGUACUAAGCAGGCUGCAAAACUGGUGUCACAAACAAUGUCAAAUGGAAAGUUUUUCGCAACCCUGCUCUUCCUGCUCAUUUGCGCUCCAAAUAUCACAGGCAAGAUGGGAGAACGUCUGAGUAUAGUAGUGCAGCAAUAGCCUGUUCUUUAUGAUAAGCAGCACAAGAAAUAUCUUGAUAAAGAAUACAAAGAAAUGAUGGGAAAAUAUAAGUGAGGAAAUCAGAAUUCCAGGUAAGCACUAUGUUUGGUAUGUUAAAAUAAACACACUGUUUCAACUACAAUGUAAAACUGUCUGUGCUGUCUGACGUUACAUCUGCAUUUACUGUAUUGUUUAAAAAAACUUACAAAAAUAAAACAAAAACACCAGGAUACAUUGAAAUGAUUGUGUUUGGUAGUCCUGUCUGUACUUUUAAUGUUGUUUAACACAGAACAGCGUGCGUCGCUGCAGCAGUUUUAUACACAUUUUAAUAUAGCGGUUAAAAUAAGUACCGCUCCGGUAGUUCUCGGUACAUAUGUACGUCCGGUAGUUCUAGUGUUAAAUGAGUACAUUUGGCCUAUGUAGUUAUGGGGUUCUCAGUCAUACUCUGACAGAAGUCUAGCCAAUCAAAUUGCAACUUGGAACCAAGCAUUUUUCCUAUUUCUUGAAGGUGAUGCCAGUAAUAAAUGGAUACAUUAUAUAGUCGAAACACACAUACAUUCAGUCAAAAUCCUUAAGAAGUACAUGUAUUAUGUUCAGCCAGCUGGCCUGGGAGGACAGUGGAACUCUGUUGUGUUUUAAUACAUAUACGAAUAAACAGACACACACAGACAUGAACACAAGUAUUGACCUACAGUAGCUGCUGGAGAAAGUACUCGCAGCUUCUAUUGAAUCAUCCUAGUAUAGCUGUGAACAUUGUUUUUAAAUGGUUGUAACAACAUUGAUUAGGACAACAGAAGUAAACUAUUAUUAUUAUUAUUAUUAUUAUUAUCAUUAUUGUUGUUUUUCAUGGAACAGGUUGCUAUCCUUUAUUUUAACUGAAUGAUCUAUGCAAUAAUAAAUGCAACUGGAGCGGGUUUAAGAUUUUGUUGCGUUAGUUUGGAGUUAAUUUGAUGUCAGUUCAGUGGUGUGGUACAGUAUCAUGUUUCAUUGUAUUGUUACAGAAAGAAACCCAGUUUAAAUACACUUUCAGAUUUUGAGAUUAAAUAAAAAAAAAACUGUUCCUUUAAAAUGCAAAUUAGUGCGUGUCUUAAUUGGCUAAUUCAGAUUACUCAAUUUGUGGGAAAGCGGAACAUUUGGCCAUGAAAAUGCCACUCUGAAAAUAUAAAAUAAUUAAUUACAAGAUUGUUUUCAUUUAUUUAUUUUUUUUAAUUGGGUGACCGCACGUAUAUUUUGUUUAGUUAGACCUGAAUUGAGAUACAUAUGGGAAUGAAGUCUAUGGGACUUUUUUUAUUUGAUUUUUUAGGCAGAUUUUAACAAAACUAUUUUUGGAAUGGUCUGGACAAACCAAAUUAUUUUACUAAUUGUAAGAAAUUACAUUACCAUGAAUUAAGAUUAGUCUUACACAUGACUGUCACAUGACAAUCGGUAUUAAUACCCUUAUUGGACGGUUCUCACAGUGGCAGCAUCAUGUUAUUUACGUAUUUGUUUAUUUAUUAUUCACACAUAAACAGAAUGUAAUAUUAAUAAUUCCUAUGGUUGCCAGAAUAUGUAUGGGGCCACUCUCCUGGAUGUGCAGUAAGUCUUGUUCUAUGGCCUAGUGCCUAAUAACAUACAGUACCCAGGAGCGAAGCAGAUCUUGCUCGCUCGAAUGUGUUGCAGCUUAUUUCCACAAUAUAAAACAAGCAAGAAAAGUCCUCAGAACAUUGAUUGAACUGCUCCUUCAUGCAAGUUGUUUCUUGCUGGUUUUAUAUUAUUACAUUGUUUUAAUGUUUUGCCUUUGAACUUUCUUCAAGAUCUGCUGUUACAUGUUUUCAACAUUACAAACAUUGAGCAUUAAGCAAAUAGGUUCAAAUGCCAUUUUAGUUUUUUCACCUUGCAAGUUUAUGAUAUUUGCCAUGAUGUUAAUUGUUUUCUAUAUCUGACUGUAUGUGUGUGGGAGCUUGUUUGGAAAACAGCCUAGGGCUGAACAGAUGUCCUCAUUCAAUUCAAAUCAUGUGACAAAUUGGCCUUUUAACUUGGCUGGUUCCGCUUCAUCACCAUCUCUGUAUAUGUAGGAAAGACUGGACCAACAGAGUUGAAAAUCACAUUGGUGUGAAUGGAAUGAGAAUGUUUGCUCAGUGCUAAGCAGUUAAAAAGGCUCAAAAAACUUGACAGGUUCAAAGUCAAAUGAUAUUGGAUUUUGAAAUAACCACCAACAACUCUCAAUGAUUGCAAAUAUCAUAUGGUUGAACAAAUAAAAAAGGACCUUUAAAGCCACUUCCUCUUUAACUUAAAUUAAAAGGUGACAUUUAAAGUGAAAAACCCAAAAAAUUUAAUGCAACCCCCUGCAGUUUUUUCAAAAAACACAUUACUUUAACUUUAUCCCAUAUUGUCCGUAUUGAAGCAAUGUAUUUAAACAUUAUCCCAAUCGUUUUAAUAUUGUGUUCACACAUUAUUCACCAUAAAUCAUACAGGAAUUAAUUUCUCAACUUUUACCUGGGAGAGCACACCAGGAGAAAGAUCAUUUCUAUUAAACAUUGCAGCGUACCCAUGUCAUGCUCUCUCCUGUAACCACAAUGCACCAUGCAUUUCACUUACUGAACCAGCAUUGUUGCAGGAGGGAAUAUGAUCUGGAUACACUAUGAUGCUGUGAGAAAAAAAUAUCUUUCUCAUGGCGUACACUCCCGAGUAAAAGUUGAGAAAUGUAUUCCUUGUUUGAUUUAUAAACCAUGACGGGAGUACAGAAAUAAAUAAAAUAAAAAAUCAGGAUUGUGUUGAAAAACGCAUCACUGUGAAAAAAAACAACACAGGAUAUAGCAAAGGUAAAGUAAUGCUUUUCUGGCAAACAUGUCUACCGCAAAGUGCAAGAACAAAUGUUUCAGAAAGUGUGCUGUUCCAGUUCUGAACCUGAAAAGAAAACACUGCUGUAUAGAAAACAUUAUUAUUCUAUUAAAGUCUAUGUUGGUUGGAAUACUGUAUAUACUGUAAAACAGUCUGUUCAACAUCAGAUUCAGCCACAUGUGAACAAACGUCAUGUGGCAAUAACCAAAAAUGAUUUGGAUUGAACAAUAAUUACUGUUUAGUGAACAAACAAAAAAAAAUGUAUUGAACAUAUCAGUAUAUUCAUUAUGAGAGAUAAGCAGGGAAUUUUCCCUCAGACCUUACAUUCUUAACAAAUAGUUGUGGUGUGAAAAACUACAGCGCCUCUUAUUAUGAUCACUGUUCUUCUCAACAUAAAACAUUGCACCGAAUAAUAAAGAUUAUCAACAAGAGGAUAAGCUGGUAACAGUGAGGGACACCAACCUUUUACUGUUAAUAACAGGGCUCACUGUUUGUUAAUCUUUUUUUUUUUUUUCUCAAUAAUUUCCAAAAUGUUGUUUCAUCAAGAAAUGAACAUUCUUCAUAUCUGAAUCAACCAGAGAAUUAAAAUUACUUAAUUACCUUACCGCUUUAUUGGUUGCUUCAUUGAACUCAAAUGUUGAUAGAGAAACAAAAAUGUUAACAGAUCCCAGUAAGGUUCAUACGAUUGGCUCGGAUAAUUUGUUGCAGUAUGUUAAUAAUAUUAUGCUAUUUGUAUACUUAAAUUGAAGGAG